This is a messenger RNA of Scophthalmus maximus (turbot), 6100 nucleotides long. RefSeq names its product CREB regulated transcription coactivator 1a (gene crtc1a). Gene Ontology annotation, biological process: positive regulation of transcription by RNA polymerase II; protein homotetramerization. The record is from RefSeq and is a predicted model, not a curated record. The transcript is spliced from 15 exons. Lineage: Eukaryota; Metazoa; Chordata; Actinopteri; Pleuronectiformes; Scophthalmidae. Gene Ontology annotation, molecular function: cAMP response element binding protein binding. Gene Ontology annotation, cellular component: nucleus; cytoplasm. The coding region runs from base 5 to 1765 and encodes 586 amino acids.
AAACAUGGCGACUCCGAACAAUCCGCGGAAAUUCAGCGAGAAAAUCGCUCUCCACGAGCAGAAGCAGGCGGAGGAGACGGCGGCGUUCGAAGAAGUGAUGAAGGACCUCAGCAUUACGCGGGCAGCGAGGUUACAGCUGCAGAAGACUCAGUAUCUGCAGCUGGGUCAGAACCGUGGGCAGUACUACGGAGGAUCUUUGCCAAACGUCAAUCAGAUCGGAAACAGCGUUGCAGACAUACCUUUUCAGAAUUCAGGGCUGGACACAAACAGAUCGACGCGACACCACGGGUUGGUGGACAGAGUCUACCGGGACCGUAACCGCAUCACAUCACCCCACAGAAAACCCCUGUCAGUCGACAAACACGGACGCCAGAUUGACAGCUGUCCAUAUGGCUCUGUGUAUCUGUCACCGCCACCGGAUACCAGCUGGAGGAGGACUAACUCGGACUCAGCGCUGCACCAGAGCACACUAACCCCUGCCCAGCAGGCCUCUUUCACUGGAGGAUCACAGGAGCUCCAGCCAAAACGAGUUCUGCUACUCACUGUUCCAGGGUCUGAGGCAGUUAAGCAAGAGGUUGAUGAGGAUGGGCAAAACCAGGAAUGGGACUGUAAAAAGAACAUUUCAGGGUCCAAGCCCUGCAAAGUUCCUGGAAUCCACAUAUUCCCGUCUCCGGACCAGCAGCUGAGCCCCACACUCAAACCAGCGGCCCACAACACUGGCGGUUCUCUGCCUGACCUGACCAACAUCCAGUUCCCUCCUCCGCUGCCCACUCCGCUCGACUCAGAUGACGCUGGAACUGCCUCCUCGUUCAGCUCCUCGCCCAGCACACAGACUCUGUCGAACACACAAGGAGUGAACAGCUCUCAGCCCACAGUUACCAUGGAAAUGGAGUCUGGGCAGGACAACAUGGUUCCUCUCAUCCUGAAUACAGGAGACUCCCACCAGCAACAGAACCUCCAGCUCUCGCCGACAUCCCCACCCCUCACACUCUCUCAGGCAGCCAUCAACGCUAUGAACCUUGAGCAGCAGCUGUCCCAGUAUGUCUUCUUCAACCAGCAGCCGUCAUCCGAGACUCACCAGAGCCAGCAACAGACAGGUCUGGUCCAGCUGAUGUCUUCCGUGAACUCCUGCCCCACGCUAGACAACCACAUGUCGUCACAAACCAACAUGACCAUGGACAUGAACACGGCUUCCUCCCUCCAACAGUACCGCAGUAGGGUCGGAUCCUCUGCCAAUCAGUCUCCAACCUCCCCCGUCUCCAAUCAAGGCUUCUCACCCGGAGGCUCGCCUCAACAUAACUCCAUACUGGGCAGCGUGUUCGCAGACUUCUACGACCAGCAACUCCCAUCGCUCCAGGCCAGCGCUCUGUCACAGCAGUUGGAGCAGUUCAACAUGAUGGAAACCCCCAUCAGCUCUGACGGCUUGUAUAACCAGACCUCCACCCUCAACUACUCCCAGGCGCUUAUGAUGGGAUUGACUGGUGGCCACUGCAACCUUCAAGACUCGCAGCAGCUGGGCUACAGUAGCCAUGGCAACAUCCCCAACAUCAUCCUCACAGUGAGUGGAGAGUCUCCCCCCAGUCUGCCCAAGGACCUGACAGGCUCGCUGUCCACAGAUGUCAGCUUUGAUAUCGACUCCCAGUUCCCGCUGGAUGAUCUAAAAAUCGACCCGCUGACGCUUGACGGCCUGCACAUGCUCAAUGACCCAGACAUGGUCCUUGCCGACCCCGCCACAGAGGACGCAUUUCGCCUCGACCGGCUCUAACCACCAUACAAACACACUUAUGCGCAGGUGUGUGAACGCUGCAUCCCUGGGGUGAGGCGGGGAGGGGAGGGGAGGGAUUCUCAUCUGACAUGAUAAAACUAGGAGGACAAAAUUUCCGGAGUAUGUUGGCAACAGCCUUGUCUGGGCUUUGCAGCGAUUUCCCCUCCAAGCAACCCAAUCGAACCCCACAAGAGCUUUUAAAAGAAAUACCAUUGUAAGAAAAUGCAUCCAAAAAAAAAGUUUUUUUGAAGACUGCUGCCAGUCUUGCCUCCGUUCUCUUAGGUUGUGAAUCAUGUUUGUGGUUCUGUCAUCUAGUUUUGAAGUGUUUUCAGAUACCUAGUUUUCACUUGAGCUUGAUGAAAAUAUCACAAGGGCAGAAGGAGCCUGGUCUCUAUCAAUGACUGACUAAGCCACGUCCACAGAGUCAAUCCUUAACAAACACACUCAUCUGUGCAGAGUCGCUCGUUGACUCAGAGGAAGCACCUGUCAAGUUGGACCUCCCUCUGUGCCAUGCUGGUCGUUCUCAGUCCUACUUUCAAUACGCAUAUUAGGUUUUGCCCUUUCCCCUACAUGGUUUGUUUUGCCUUAAUAGCUUAAAUUUUGGUUUUCAUGCAAAGACGACAAUUAUGUAAGUGGGGGGGGGCAUUUUUACUGUUCUAAAGGUGGUUUGGUCUACAGUGUUCACAGUUGCAUUACUGUAGUUGUGCUUUUGAGGUGCGCCGAUCCUUAUCUAUUACUUUAUCCAUCGUCACUACCAUGUCAUUCCUCACUCAUUUCAUCGUCAAAUCAAAGCGGAUACGUGAUUUUUCUUUUAAAAAACAGAUGUUUACAGGCUUGUUUUAUUGUCCGAUGUACAUGUACAGAAUGUGAUCAGAUUUUGCGUGACAGUAUCUAUGCAAAAUUACAGUGGUUGAUUUAGGACUGUAAGAUGAAACAAAAUGAACCCUUAAGUCGACGAAGCCAAUGUGCAGGAUUCUUUUGAGAAUGAACGGCGAUGGAUGGUGCCAUGUCAUGUUUAUUGUGAAACUCUUUAAAUUUUGCUUUCAUGCUAGUGAUGUGUAGAGAGAAACAAAGGCUUGGUGAGUGUGGCACACAGUAGAAACUCUCCUGGAUUACUCCCAAAGAUGUGACCUCAGUAUAGUUGAGAAUAAAUAUAUAUAUUUUUCCACACAAUUGAGCAGCCUCUAUACUAGAACAGCGUUGUUGAUGCAACAAGAAUGUAUUUAGGUCACAUCUGUACUGUUGUGUUGUUGCCAUGUUGUCAUCCUCAUCGCCUAUCAUAUCUAGCCUUUCUAAGUUUCCUGCAUGGCUUUGUUUCCUUUGCACUACGGUGACACUGAAUAUCAGCUUCUUCGUCACGCUCGUGUUGUGUGUGGCCUUUUGUUGAUUUGUCUAUCCACAGUCUUUGGUUCUGCAGUAAUAUGACUUCAUACAUUUGCUCUUCUGAAAAAAAAGUAAUUUUUAAUGAAUUGAUCUUUUGGGUUCACUCACAACUGUGUCCCAUACAUCAAUAUUGCACUUUAUGCAUUUAUUUAACACUGAUUUAUGAAAGUUUAAAUACUAACCGCCCCUGUGACUUGUGUGCACUGGACCUUGUAAAAAAAAAAAAAAAAAAAACCUGCAAAAAGUCCCAAAACAGAAAUAGGAAAAAAGCUAAAUGAUAGUUAUUUUGUCAUAUAUAGAUAUUCUAUUUAAAAGAGCAGUUUUUACUUAUUCAGUGAGUAUUUUGUCAGCUGUCUUCUGUUACACAGAUUUCUCUAAAUUUUGGAAGACAUUUGUAUUUUGGGACAGUAAUCAGAGAUGUAUCAUGUUCCAGUGUUUUAGCUCUUUCUGCAAGUGACAGCAGGAAAUGGAUAACUGUAACUAAAUGAACUAUAUUUAUAAUUAAUAAUCAAGUAACACAUUAAAGGUUUAUAAUUAAAAUAAUUAAAGAUACAGGUAUAGUGUGAAUUAUCAAAAUUAGUAUGUUGAAAAUUACCAGGACAGGAUCAAUCAAUCCCUGAAAAUAUUUUAUAGAACCCAUAUAUAUGUAUAUAUAUGUAUAUAUACAUAUAUAUGUCCACCUCCCAUCAAUAUUCUGAAAAAAAGCUAUUCAGUAGCUGCUACUUCAUAUUUAUUGUCAAGAUCCUUGUGUCGACAAAUUUCACAUUUAUUCUCAUAUGUGAAUGAAAUAAUUUUCUGGGAAAUGUGAUCAAACAAGCUGUAAUUUAGUUGCUGACCUUGAAGAUUCUAUUUAAAUAUCCUAAUGGUUUGGAUGCACCGUGGUUCUGACAAUUAAAGCAGAAUUUUUCCGUUUUGUUUUGUUUUCUACUUUAUGAUUUUGUGACUGCAUGACUCACUGGACACCUUUUCCCCAAUGGCUCUGGUUGUAUUUGUUUUGUUUUUCUUGUGUUGUAAAACUGUCUUUUGUCUCUCUUUGAUUCUGCAUCAUGAGUAGGCUAAGUAACUGCUGCGUGAAGCCUAAAAGCAUUGGAAAUAUGGAAAUCAGCCUUUUAUGCACAUGUAGAAGCUGUUGUUUGGUACUUUGUUUUACACUGCAAUCUUCAGUAUGUGCUCAUUUACUGUUUCGCACCCACUGGGUCUUAUUAUGUCAUGGUAUAGACUAGCUAUGUAUAUUUCUAUUAUAGAAACAAUGUUUUUUGUGCUUUAUGUGAUAUGAUGUCAAAGUUUGAAAAAAUGCACUGAGAACUACUGUGCUGCAAUACAUCGCCGUGGCUCUAUAUUCUCUGCUGUACCUCAGACGUUAUAGAAAACCUGACAUAUUUGUAUGUCUAUUUUCUGUUUUGAUAAUUUAAUUUUUUUUAACUUUUUUGUGGUCAUGUCGAUAGCUCUGACUGAUGUGUCGCCUGUUUCUGCCACCUUUUUAUGCAUCAACGUUCAGGUAUCCAUUGGUGUUUCACCAGUAUUUACAGAGACAAGAGUUUACAACAGAGCAAUGUUUGUUUUAUCUCCAUAUAAAACUUUGUUAAAUACUGUAUCUAGAAUAACAGGCUACAUAUGAACCACUUGCGGUGUAGAUGAACAGUGAAUCUGUAACGUAAUUUCAAUAAGCCCUAAAAGCACUUUUUAUUUAAUUAGCAGACUUUUAUUCUUGAGAAAUUCCCAUCCCAAAGUAUUUCUUUAAUCCACUACAUCACGUAAGAAGUUAUUUUAAGAGGAUAGGUGCUAUUUAUAUUUUAUUAAAUUGAGCAUUAUGUUAAAUCUGUCAUCAGCACUGUAUAUUCUGUUUCUUUUCUUUUUGUUAAAUCAACAGUUAUGCAAAAAAAAAGCCAAAGUUCAAAACAGCCAUAAAUGAGAGAAAACCAAGUGAAAAUCAAUUCUCGUAACUGUUGAAACAUAUCCUCGCCCUUGUUUUUCAAAAGUACUUAACUGGGGUAUAAUUUAUUUCAUAGUUAUCAACUUAUCAAUGUAUUUUUUUUACAUUGAACAUAACUAUUGGAAACCUGAAGCAUAACUUAAAGAGAUGUGGCUGAGUCAUCUUGUCCACUUGCUGGGAAAUCUCCUUUCUGCAUGAUACUGAAUUACAAAAUGUCAGAAAAGACCUUGACAUGUUGUGUAUUGCUUUUAAAUUUUUAAGUAUGUUGUUUUGCCUUUGUUUUAUAAAUCUGCUGUCAAGCACUAUUCUGUAGUGAAUAUAACUAUAUACAUCUUGUCUGAAAUAUAUCAUAGACCAACGUUAGGAAACAACAUUAGAAAUAACAGAUACAAAUAGACAAUAAUCAGCCCAUACAUACUGUACGUGGAUUGACUUUGUGACAUGUGAAAACACAAACUGAAUCAGGAAGAUGACACAGAGUCAUGGUCAUGCAUGGUCACUCGGUGGGUUACCCACAUCUAUGAAUCCUUCUUCGUGUAGAUUUUGAGGACAGCCCGUUGCUGGUUCAAGCCUCAUACAAUGGCAGCUAAAUUGUUAUAUAAUGUAUAUGUUUCUGAGUACAGUGAUACUAUUCCUAACUCUGCACAUGCAUCUUACUGCCAUGGAGGGGUGCACUGUGCUCUUAUUGUGCACUCCCAGCAACAGGAAACAUUAUUUUCAUAGAAUAUGCAAAAUCUAGCCGUCUGCAGCACAGCUUGGCAAAGUGGUUCUUUUUUGAGCUAACCCUUUAAAAAAAUGACAGGUUCAAACCUUGUUCUUCAAAUUGUUUUUUUUCUAAUUUAAACGUCAAAUCGGACCAAAAGAAUUUAAGUUGGCUGUAAAUGUGCGCUAUAUUCAAGAUGAAAUAUGCUUCUGUUUGAACUGUAGCUGAUGUAUUUUUCCUGUGUGGAGGCUUAUGUCUUUGUAUCUUUGCAUUAUUAUUUGUAAAUGAAAUGAGAAUAAAUAUAUCUGAAAAAGCA